AUGAGUGACACUCUUAGACCUCCUUCACUCCAGGUGAGCGUCCCAAAUGACGCUCCGGCAUACUCAGACGGAGGAAACAACGCUGUGUCAGAUGGCUCCAUUCGAUCCAGCUCCUCAACCCCGACUCUCCGGCGCAAGCGCUUCAAGAUGCGCCGCAUGAGGAACGUACCCAGCGAGAGGGAUAUCGAAAGAGGGCGGCUGAACGACGGGCACCUCACGGCCCGAUCCCACUCCGGUUCCAAGGAGUACCUUCAGCUUCCUUCCAUUGAGAUUACGCCAUCCAGCGAUGAAGAUGCCGCUUCUUCCUGGUCCAGCUGCUCCACACCCAGCGCCUCCCCCCGCCGCAAGCGUUUCCUGUUGAGAAAGUGGCUGAAAGUCCGAGAGAAGAAGGAGCAAGGCAGUGAGAGCAGCAGCCAGCAGAGCAGUCAGCAAAGCAGCCAGCAGAGCAGCCAUGAGGACGACAACACUCGCUUCCUGACUCCGUUAAUCCGAGAGGAGAGGUCUGACAGUGCAGCGGACAAAAUCAGCAGUGUGAGCAUGCAUCGUAUGUUGUUGGGCUCACGGAGCAGAGAUACAGGGGGGACUGGCCUCGCUGUCACCCCACUUGUCCCGGCCCGCCCACCCCGCAUGUGA
Molecule: messenger RNA, 633 nt
Organism: Toxotes jaculatrix (banded archerfish)
Lineage: Eukaryota; Metazoa; Chordata; Actinopteri; Toxotidae
Exons: 4
Coding region: 1-633 (210 amino acids)
Source: RefSeq, a predicted model, not a curated record